Teleopsis dalmanni is the source of this 1387-nucleotide messenger RNA. Its product is annotated as E3 ubiquitin-protein ligase TM129-like. Bases 66 to 1265 code for a protein of 399 amino acids. Gene Ontology annotation, molecular function: ubiquitin protein ligase activity. Gene Ontology annotation, biological process: protein ubiquitination. Gene Ontology annotation, cellular component: membrane; endoplasmic reticulum. The transcript has 3 exons. The record is from RefSeq and is a predicted model, not a curated record. Lineage: Eukaryota; Metazoa; Arthropoda; Insecta; Diptera; Diopsidae.
UUUUGGUUUAUUUUCUUUUUAAUACUGAGGGAAUUUUCCCUGAAUUUUUCAAAAUUUUUAAUACAAUGGACGAAUCAGAAUUGUUGUUUAAUCUAUUUUAUAUACUAUUAUGUAUGUGUAUUGUGUUUCCUCCGGAAGAAUUUCAACGUUUAGGUUUUACGAUCGAAGAAUUUGGCGCCCGGUUACUGGGCGAUGAGAAAAUUAAUUUUAUACUUUAUCAUCAGCGACGCACUUGCCUAAAUCUAUUCGUACACAGUUGUCUUCCGGCUGCGUAUUUUCUAAUACAUCAACUGAAGUUUUCAGUAUUUGCAGUAAAGGAACCACCAGAGGCAGACCUUGACCCUGAUUUUCCAAUGCCACAGGAAGCAGUGGCGUUCAAAACACUUACAUGGAAAAUAGCUCAACGAUUUAGUUUAAUAGCAGUUUUAGCUGUACCAGCGAUAAUAUUUAAUUGGAAACAUCAAAACUGGAAACGUCAUCCGAUCAGUUUAACCUUAAAUAAAUUUUCGAAUGGCCCACAUAAUUAUUUACCUGUUGCAACGGAUAUAAGUGCAGAAUUUCGAAGGUACGACAUAUAUAAAAAGAAGUUAAAUUCUAUUUCAACUGUGAUUGCAACACAAAAUUGGAUAAUAAAAACUUCAUUGUAUAAUGUCAACUUCGCCCAUCAAAGUGAUACCUCCCUGUCAGUAGCAAAGACGGAAACAUAUAAUGUGUCACAAGACUCGAAUGACACGCUGCAAAUGAUUAGCAUUAAAGUGAAGACUAAUCGUCAAGGUAUACCUGACUUUAAUAUCCGCAUUAAUGCGCUGGAAUUUCGUAAUUUAGAAGAACGUAUAACUCGACCAAUAUCCAUACCAGCAAAUAUACAAUUUCAUAGGAAUGUAGUUGAUCGUUUCGUUGAUGUGUUCAAGGAACAUGUAGCACUUAAUCCCAUCUAUAAAGCAGACCUUAUUGCAGACAAAUGUUUCGCUUGUAUGGUAGCGGAGCCCAACAUCAAAAUACGUAAGCAAUGUGAAGAUGUUGAUAAUGAAGGCCGUCCAUUAGUACCGGAUAACGUCUGUUCAGAUUGCUAUUGUCGUCCAAUGUGGUGUGUUGAGUGUCUAGCAAGAUGGUUUGCCGCACGCCAAAAUGAAUUCGAUCGUGAAGUCUGGCUUGAACAGAAAUGCAGUUGUCCAAUGUGUCGCGCGAAAUUUUGUAUAUUAGAUGUAAGUUAUAUUGAAAGAAGGAAUAAUAGUGCUGGAGAUGGCAAUAAUAUCGAAACAUAAUACAAAGUUAACGUAAAGAAUUGUUGAUUAAACUAAAGCCAGUGUUCACAGCAAAUUAUAAGUAAAUAUUUAACAAAUGACUAAAUAAACUGCGACUAAAAAUAGUUUUUUCUUCAACUCAA